AUGGCACGAAACCGCAAAGAAAAGGAUCCUAAGAUCAAGUUGAAGAAGCCCGAUCGAUCAGGACCGGAUCCAUCACAGGAGACACUCCUCCAACUGGCAGAUCAGCGUGGGCUUCUGAAUAUCCCCCAGGCCAUUGGGAAAGACAAGGCUGAACCGGCAGAGGACGAAGAACCCCUCAUCGGAAGGCUGUCAGAGUCGAUAUUCUGGAGUAUCAGUCUCACCAUGCUGCACUUUACCAUGGAUGUUUUGGUUGCACGUCAAUUUGCUGUCGAGAUGGAGUGGGACAAUUUGAUGACUAGGUCUGCCCAGGCUUUUCCAGUAUUCCUCUUUCUCAUCUAUUCCCUACAUCCCCACCCGUCGCCGCCAGUCCUCCUCCCGCGUCUACCAUCACAAAUACAGCAUAUCCUUCACCAGAGUUUCUUCUUUAUAGGCAGUAUAUCUGCCGGAAGCUAUCUCAUACAUAUCACAAACACGUAUGACUAUUACGCGGUCAUGAAACAAGCUCCUCCGAUGGGAUGUCUUUGGAUAUGGGCCGUCAUUGAGCUAGAUUUGGUGUGGGCGUGUGGGAGUUUGCUUUGUUGUAUUGCUUUCCUGAAAUUAGGGAAUUACAAUUUCCUGUAA
This is a messenger RNA of Lachnellula hyalina, 621 nucleotides long. RefSeq lists its product as uncharacterized. The transcript is spliced from 2 exons. Bases 1 to 621 code for a protein of 206 amino acids. Lineage: Eukaryota; Fungi; Ascomycota; Leotiomycetes; Helotiales; Lachnaceae. The record is from RefSeq and is a predicted model, not a curated record.